AUGGCGCUGCGUAAGGUCAAGCCCUCCGUGUCGCCGGCUUGGUACGAACCUGCUCUCGACGCGCCCAACGUCUCAGAGAAGAGCCUCGCCACCACGCACUUGCUGAUGGCGGGGGAGAGCAAUGAGAGGGGGAGGACGGAGCUCCGGCUUACUGAUGAGCGGGCGUCGUCGGUGUUGGAGCAGAUGAAGGUCGACUUGAAGCCGGGCAAUGCGAGGGCGGCCAAGGUGACAGGGGCCAUGCUCUUGAGGGAAUUGUUGACGCUGCGUGUUGCUCCUCUUCAAGCGCUUUUGCGCCUCUUGGUCGGGGACAACCAAGAGUACCCACCGAGCGCCUUCGUUCCUCUGUCCCGCCAUAAGGACUGGGAGCAGAUCGUGGCCUCCCGACCAACUUUCGACAGUCGCGGGCUGGUGCCGCCGGCGCCUACCGAGGUCUCUGCGGCGCCGAAGCCAGUGGAGCCGUCUUCAGGCGAGUCCCGCGGGGAGGAAGAGGGGGAGGUGACCCCCGAAGGGACGGGGGAGACCUCCCCCUUGAGCAAAGCCGACAUCCUCCGCACCCUGCCUGAUGACGCCGAGGCCGACACCCAUCAGGAGAAGGGGGAGCUGCCCGUCAUCCCGACAAGGGGCAGAUCAUCGCUGGUCUCUCGAGAUGUUACUCCUGCCGUGGUGCCGUCUGGAGCUGCUUCCGGCCCCUCCGCUGCGCCAGGUUCUGCUCUCGGAGCCAACGCGCCUGCACCUCAAGCCUCGAGGCUCUCGGGCUUCAAGCUCACCAAGCGGAGGGUGGACUACGCCGCGGUGGACCAGCCGCUGCCUUCGGCGAAGAAGAGCAAGGGGGAUGCUGCGGCCGCGCCCCAUUCCACGGAGAAAGGAGGCGACAACACUCGCACCUCCUUGGGCCGGUCGCCCUCGCGAGACCAGGAGGAGUGUCGUCACGAGGAGUCAGCCCCCGAGGUCCCACUGGCUCCGGAAGUGCCAAUGUCCGGCUCGGCUGCCGAGGUUCCAAAAGCUCGGGAGCCCUUGGUCUCCCAGGCUCUGGCCGCGACGGCCUUUGAGAAGGAGAAGCAGGCCGCCGCCAAGGCUGCAGCUGAUCGCGAGGCGGCGCGGAAGGACGCCGAGGCCGCCCACGACCGCUGCCAGGCGCUGGAGGACGAGCUAAAGAGCCUGUGCGACCAGCUCGCGGAAGAAGCUCGUGGCCGCCAGGCUAAGGAGGAGGAGAUGAGGGCUCGGGAGGACGCCAUCAAGGACCCUGCCGCCGCAGCCGUGAAAGGUCAGGUGGAGGCCCUGCUGAAGAAGUUCCACGGCUUCACUCCCACACCUUCGACCGAAGCCGCCGCCACUCCUGCAGCUCCGGCCGGCGGCCCAGACGAAGGCGACGCCAUCAAGGGAGGAGUGCCUCUUACGGGCGUCGAUGGUGUUCAAGGAUGA
Messenger RNA from Aegilops tauschii subsp. strangulata, 1422 nucleotides. The record is from RefSeq and is a predicted model, not a curated record. Lineage: Eukaryota; Viridiplantae; Streptophyta; Magnoliopsida; Poales; Poaceae.